UUUACAUACCUCAUAUAUCUUUAAUAUGAUAUAAUCAUUAUUUGAAUUUGGUGCAUUUUUUGUCGUUUUGGUAGUUUUUGCAGUACUAUCUAGAGGGAAAUGCUUUACACCGUCUGUCAUCACUAAUCGGAACUUCUCUAUACUAGGAUUUAUUUAUUCGUGCAGUUCGUGCACUUGACUCAAAUUAGCUGUUCACAGUUUCAUCUAAUUAAAAGCUUGAACGUCACUGUAGCGAAUUAAGCUGCCGAUUGGGUGACAGUGUAACAGCUGAUUUACGUCACGUGCACGACUAAGUAAAUCGUAAGACCAUAGUCACUGGCUGAUCACUGGUGUGCCGUGUGCCGCAUACUCUCUGGCCGUACGUGGCCGUGCGCGCAGGGCGUGUGCAGGUGUGCCAGCGGCGCACAGGUGGCGCAGUUGUCAUAUUCCUCCGUGCUUGGCUCUGGAUGUCAGCACUAAUUUUUAACUGUUUUUUUAACCACUAAAACACACCAAAAUGUGGAAGUCAAUAGUUGUCGACCAAAAAUCACUUUUUAUUAAAUACGAACGAGAGGAAGAUUUGCAUAAAGUAUAUUUAAGUGAUACGGUGAAUCUCUGGAUGGAGGGACUUACAUCCUCGAAUUUAUCGAAGAGAUGUAAGGAAAUGAAUUCUCUCGUAGAAGCUGAACCUGAAGAUUUGGCGAGGCAUGUGUGCACACUUAUCAGUGACAAUAGGGAAGACACCUGCAUUACAGGCAGUGAGGAAGGGGAGAUGAGAAUGAUACACAUUGAAUCUAAGUUAGCGGGAAUUCCGUUUUAUUUUACGUUUAGGAUGGAAAUGAUGAAUCGUGAUGAGUUUUGUAAACAGCUGACAACCCCUCUGAUGUUGUUAGUUGUGCAACAACAAACUCGAUUAGCUCAAUUACAAGCCAUGCUCAUUGCCAAAGAUUCUGAAAUUGAACAGUACAAACUAGAAGGAGCAAUUCUAAAAAAAAGAAAGAUGGAAACUCAGCCCUUUCUUCUGAGUGAAUUAGCACAAAAUGAAUCUGAAAAGUUUAAUUCUAUUGAUCCACCUAAUUCUAUUGACCUAUUCAAGAAAAUAACCGUGGACCUAAUUCAAUCAGAGCCUGAAGAGAAAUGUGAAACCAGACACUUUAUUGCUUCUACUGAAGUUACAUCUGCAAAGGAAGAGAAAUCAUCAACUGAAGCACAAAAUGUAUCCGUAACUCAAGUUGGGAAAAGCAAGAAAAUCAAACUACGAAUUUAGAAUACCUUUAAUGUGAUAUUUUCAAUUUAGUAUUUGGAUUAUUUUAUUCUUCUAUGCAAUGUCACAUAUUAUAUCAAUAAAGCAAACUAUGUCACUUAUAAUUACUUUAGUUGUUCCUCCUGCUUCAUCAUACUGUUGUUUAAAAUACAGAGAAUUGUAAGGUCUAUUUCACUUUUGGGUAAUAGACAAGUGUGUGUCUCAACUGGUCAGGGAUCAACCAAUCGGGGCCGUCAUUCAUCACAAAGAAUAUCAAUUUGAGAUUACCACUAAUUUCAUUAAUUUUCUUAUGGGAUAAAAGUAAUCUAGUUCCAGUGAGUUUCAUUCUGUUGUGUGCGCUGUGUUUGAACUAAUUCCAUUUGUAAUUCAGGAGCACUGGAAAAAAACUUUUUUACACUUGCCGCAGCUGUAACAUAAAAGUUUCAAAAAGGCGUUACAAGCGCAAGAAGUUAUUGGAAGUGCCAAACACCUUCUGAAACCAUAUUUACAAUUCAACAAACAUAUUACAUAUUCAGAAGUAUUAAGAGGUAUUUUCUUGAAUUCAAAGUUGGCUACAUAUUUACAUUUACAUUUUCUUGUAUGUAUUAAUAUGAAUGUACUUGAUAAAGAACUUCAAUGCCUUGAUCACUCCUGAUGACUAAAUUGUGUGAGAAAUUACUUGCCUUAUUUGUGUUAAGUAUAAACAUACAUUCCAUUGUAGAUUUCAACUGAUUCUUGGUUUGAUGUAAGUUGCAGAGAGCGCAAUGCAUUGCACCCUUUUUUGGGACAUGGCCAGAUGUAGUUUGCUUACUCACAAUACACCGUGCAGUUGUACAAGGAAUAUAACUUACUUUGCGUAAUGCAUAAAUGCGUAUUGCUGGAUGAC
Gryllus bimaculatus (two-spotted cricket) is the source of this 2108-nucleotide messenger RNA. Lineage: Eukaryota; Metazoa; Arthropoda; Insecta; Orthoptera; Gryllidae. The record is from the annotation of a GenBank genome assembly.